AACGUCUUCAUGAACGAUUACCACGUAUGUCAAGUGUACCACAUCGUGUUAAAAUUGUUGAUGAACGUGAUACAACUGGUAAACCUGAUGAACGUACAUUAUUACAAAUGAAACAUAAACGUGCUUUAUCAUUAAUAAACAAACGUCGUCAUGUAAUUAUUAAAAUGAUUACACAAACUAAAAAAAAUCAAACUAAAAUGGAACAACAAUGGAAACGAACUCCAAUAGCUCUCGAUAGUGCUGCUUGUUGUCGAGAAUUACUUGAAAGAGCUAAUCAAAUUAAACAAGUUUAUGAUGAUGAUGAUGAAGAAGAAGAAGAAGAAGUAAUCAGACGACCUCAAACAGCAUUUGUUUCACGUAGAACACCCAAUAAAAGUAUUUCUUCGUCUAUUUCUUCUGUCACAACUACAAAAAGUAUAAAUACAACACCUUCAUUUUCAACAUCUUCGACACCAUUUCAAGAUGCUCUUUCUAUAGAACAUGUGAGAAAAACAAAAAACGUUCGUAUUAUUCUACCAACACGUCCACUUACAGCACCUACUAAAGUUAAUUGGGUUAAUUAUUGUUAA
Molecule: messenger RNA, 569 nt
Organism: Rotaria sp. Silwood1
Lineage: Eukaryota; Metazoa; Rotifera; Eurotatoria; Philodinida; Philodinidae
Source: the annotation of a GenBank genome assembly